Messenger RNA from Entamoeba invadens IP1, 331 nucleotides. RefSeq lists its product as hypothetical. The record is from RefSeq and is a predicted model, not a curated record. The transcript is spliced from 2 exons. The annotation marks the transcript as partial. Lineage: Eukaryota; Evosea; Mastigamoebida; Endamoebidae.
AUGGUACAUAUCUACCAAACAGAAGAAAAAUGUUUGACCUGUACAAGUGGUAUUUCAUAUGUGAAUUCCAGUGGUUUGUGUUCAUUGUGUGAUUGGACAUGUUCAACUUGCAACACCAAUGGUACUUGUAAUGGUUGUUCGACAAAUUAUGUUCCUUUUCCUGUUAACAACAGAACGUGUCAGUUGUGUCGAUCUUUUGAUCCAAAUUGUGAUGUUUGUGGAGACAACAAAAAUCGAGUUUGUACGUCUUGUGAUACAAAUUACUAUAUUAACGCGCAAAACACAUGUUCUCAAUGUGACACAACAUGCGCAUAUAACGGUUGCAAUAAAA